This is a messenger RNA of Fusarium tjaetaba, 3156 nucleotides long. RefSeq lists its product as uncharacterized. Gene Ontology annotation, molecular function: ADP binding; protein binding. The transcript is spliced from 6 exons. The coding region runs from base 1 to 3156 and encodes 1051 amino acids. The record is from RefSeq and is a predicted model, not a curated record. NCBI's taxonomy places the organism in Eukaryota, Fungi, Ascomycota, Sordariomycetes, Hypocreales, Nectriaceae.
AUGUUUUCUUCUGUGCGACGCAUCUUUCGUUCCAAAUCUCAACCAGAUAAGACUUACAAUGCUAAGGAGAAACCAACUCCUGAGCCUUCACCGAAGCCCGUAACUCAGACCCGGACAACAUUCUUCUAUUCUGGAAUACAGACGUUUCAUAGUACCGAAGGUGAUAAUAUCGACAUCGUCUUCAUCCAUGGACUGAAAGGAGACUGUCAGAAAACAUGGACAGAUAAGACUUCGGGGAGUCCUUGGCCGAAGACACUUCUUCCUUUAGAGAUUGAGACUGCACGUGUUCUCACUUACUCUUAUGAUUCAACUGUCACCGGCAAGGACGAUGUUCCUUCGCAGAAUCGAAUAUCUAAUCAUGCAUAUAAUCUCGUGACUGCUCUCGCAUCACUUCGACAGAGUGAUAACACAAAUGAGCGGCCUAUCAUAUUCAUCUGCCACAGUCUGGGAGGACUUGUUUGUCAGGAUGCACUUGUCACAGCGAGACAACGGUCUGAACAGCACCUCCAAGACAUAGUCAACUUCACUCGUGGCGUCAUCUUUCUCGGCACACCACACCAUGGAUCAAGCCUCGCCAAGAUCGGAGAAUUGGUCUCGCGCUCCGUUGGAUUGAUCAAAGAAACCAACAGCGAUAUUGUGCAAGUCCUCACAAGAGACUCGGAAGUCCUAGCCCGAAUUCAGGAUAGCUUUCAGGCUCUUCUCAUGGCACGAAGCAAAGAUGAGGCCACCAUGAUAGAUAUUACAUGUUUCUAUGAAGAGCUUCCGACCAAGAAGUUCGGAGUGAUCGUACCCAAACAUUCAGCCAUCCUGCCUGGACACAUUUCGAUCGGAAUACACAAGAACCAUGCAGAGAUGACAAAAUUCUCCAAUUUGAAGGAACCUGGAUUUGUGGCCAUCUGUGGAGAGCUAAAGCGCUGGAUGAAGAGGAUUCAGCAAACACAGUCCACGCCAAAGAAGCACGCUCCUGCCACAUACUGCCUCGUUCCAUACACUUUCAACCCAGGUUUUGUCGGAAGAUCUGAGAUACUUGACCUGUUGAAAACUCAACUGGGAGAUCUAGAACCCCAGUCACAUGCCAGGGGCCAUCGAAGGGCUGCACUCUAUGGUCUUGGCGGAGUCGGAAAGACACAAAUCGCCUUAUCAUAUGCAUACUGGACUCAGGAAGUUUCUCAGGAUACUUCGGUAUUUUGGGUCCAUGCUAGUAGCGUUGAAAAAUUCUCUGAAGGCUAUGCCAGCAUUGCCAACGAGUGCAGACUCUUGGGGCACGAAGACGCAACAUUCAAUGCUUUGUCCACAGUUAGAGACUGGCUGGAAAGCAAGGAAAGUGGAAAGUGGCUGUUGGUCAUUGACAACGCUGAUGAUAUGCAACUUUUCUUUCCUCACAACGAACCAUCCAAGUUGAAGGCCAAUGCUGAGAGUGGCAUGGGCCAGUUCAUACCACAAUGUCCUCACGGCAAUGUCCUUAUCACAACAAGGAACAUGCAGGUGGGCUCACGACUCACAAAGGGCAAAUUUCCCAUAGAAGUUGGCAAAAUGGAUGAAAAUGAGGCGACUCAGCUUCUCCGCCAAGGUUUGCAGGAAGGCGAUGAAUCUGAAAAGACCCUGGUCGAACUCUCAUCCCGCCUAGAGUUUCUGCCUCUUGCAUUGGUGCAAGCAGCUGCCUUUAUCCAGGAGAACUCCAUUACAGUCGGUGAAUAUCUCGAGCUUUUAGACGGAAGCCAAAACGAUCUUGUUGAACUUCUGAACGAAGAGUUCGAGACCGUCGGAAGAGACUCUGAUACCCCUCGCGCAGUCGCCCAGACGUGGAUGUUGUCCUUCCAACAGAUAGAGAGACAGUAUCGCUUCUCCAGUGAGCUGUUAUCACUGAUGUGUUUCUUCGAUCGGCAAAAAAUACCACUCGAUUUCGUUGACUUUUACGCCAGAGAAACUCUACCCACAGAGUCAAACACCAAAUUGCAACUUGUCAAGGCACUUGGGGUUCUAAAGGCAUUCUGCUUCAUUCGGGCAGAGAAGGGUGGCGAUCAUACUAUGCAUCGUCUGGUCCAAUUAGUUACGCGAACUUGGUUGGCCCGAAAAGGAAGAAUGGCUGAGUUUACAAGACACGCUUUCUCGGCAGUAUCAGACUUUUACCCCUAUGCAGAAUUCGACGAUGCCGAAUGGUGGAAGGAAGAUAUGGCAACUUGCACAGCGUAUCUUUCCCACGCAAGGUCUGUCCUUGAGGCUCAGAUAAUCGAAACAGAGGAAGACAAGCUUAUCAGGGCUUCUGUGCUUCACAGGGUUGGAUCCUUCUUCCGCUUUCAAGGCCGAUACCGCGAAUCAGAAAGCCUGCAACGCGAAGGUCUCAGCAUUCGAAGAGAACUACUCGGCGAAGAGCAUUUACAAACACAGGUCACAACCUCCGACCUUGCAGGUUCCCUAGCCGAUUUAGGCCGAUUCGAGGAAUCUGACAAAUUACUGAAGAGCCUUAUCGAGACCUUGAGACGUCUUUAUGGUGAUGACCAUGAGGAAACACUCAAUGCCAUGGGUAAUUUGGCCGUGCACUUGGCUCAUCAGGGUAAAGAAGAAGAAUCACAUGCCCUGCUGAUCCAGGUUGUUGAGUCAAAGAAGCGAAUACUUGGAGAAGAACAUAUCAGUACGAUUGAAGCGAUGGACAAUUUGGCAGUCGGUCUUGAAGAGGAGGAGGGAGCAGAAAUGCAAAGACGAGUCAUAGAAGUAAAGAUUAAAGUCUAUGGUGAAGAGAACCCCUCGACCCUCCACAGCAAGGCGAACCUGGCUACGAUACUCUUCCACAUGGGUGGUACUAAUCUCUCAGAGGCAGAAGACUUGCAGCUGGAAGUCUACGAGACCAGAAAAAGGGUACUUGGCAAGGAGAAUCCGGAUACUCUUAGGAUUAUGAACGAUCUUGGACGCUCUUGGGUAUUGAUCGGCCAAAGCACCAUGUAUACCAGACACUUGUAUCCUGAUGUGGACAUACUCGGCGACGCGAAGAGCUUACUCGAGGAAUGUGUUGGACAUCGAGAAAAGUUGUUUGGAGCAGAUCAUGCUGAUACAGUUGAGACCCGCCAGGUGUUGGAUGAGUGUCUAGAAGCGAUCGAGGCCGCGGAAGCAUUUGAAGCGGAAGAAAAGGCAAAGGCAGAGGCAGAGGGGCGAAACUGA